Molecule: messenger RNA, 1470 nt
Organism: Colletotrichum godetiae
Lineage: Eukaryota; Fungi; Ascomycota; Sordariomycetes; Glomerellales; Glomerellaceae
Exons: 1
Coding region: 1-1470 (489 amino acids)
Source: RefSeq, a predicted model, not a curated record
AUGGAAAAGCCCAAGUCGGGAUGGCCAGCUGGAUCAACACGCCAGAACCUACCGCCUUGGGAUCGGUCGAUCGAUAUCGUUUAUCAUCAAUAUCGACGUGGCCAGGCGUUGCCCGACAAAGCCAUUGAUUUUGAGAAUUCGGUCACAAUUUUCUUCGCCGACCACAAGCGAGAGCAACAGCAGGAGCCGAUUUCCCCGUACCUCAGAUUACCCGCAGUUGCGCGCUUCAAGAUAUGUCAGUGUCUCAUUGCCGAUUACAACCCCGACAGACCCAUCUGCCUCAACGACGGUCGUUUCAUGAGAGAGGUUUGGAGUGACGAUGAGUACACUUCGCUCGCGGCUGCCAUGGGGCCUCUGCAGCCGUAUCUCAAUGUAUCAUUUGCUCUGCGCGCGGACAUGAUGGUGGCAUUUCUUAUGGAAGAGCGAUUCCAUAUCACACUUUCGCCCUUCGUUGGGCCAUACUUGAACCCCUUGGCAACGCUGUGGUGCGACAAAUACGGCCACUUCAUGCAGCAAGUUAUCGUCGAGCUCGACCUGACGCGGCUAGGUUUCGGACCAGGCAAGGAGGCCUGCAAACUACGCGCGGGAACCGUCAACAUGGACGAUCUCAUAGGAGCUUUUGUCAAAGGCCAGUUGAGGCGUAAAACCUACUCGACGCUCAAGAGCCUUGUGCUACUCUGCCGGAGAUUUUGGGGUGAACGCCCUUCCGACCAUCUGCCUCCAGGUUCCAGGCCUGCUGCCGACCAGAACGACCAAGGAACGUCGACGGAACCGGAGCAGGUGUUUGCACCCAAGCGAUCGAACUACGGUGCUGACUUUUCUUACUGCCCAGACGAGUUCCUAAGAAUCUGCGAGCCCUUCAUACGCCUAGAGGGCAUGGUCGACUCGAUGCGCCUCUGUGGUUUCAGCAACGGCUAUACGCAUUCUCUCCUGCGCCGUAUCUUUCCCAUCCCCGAGAGAAGCGAUGAGGUCAAGCACCAUACCUAUCGCGUGGCGCCUUCUUCAGUAUGGCCGCGAAUUCCCGGUCAGAAAUCGUGGGUCGAUAAAGGACAUGGCAAAUUCCAACUGGAUGAUCAUUCUCGACAGUACCUGCGCGGUCUUUGUCUUCCAGAGGGAGCAGUCAUGCUGACACGACCGUACGAAAGCGCAUUGAAUGGACGUAUGUCGGUCGGCUAUGCGUCUAGACCUAUUGAAGAGAUUUCAGAAGACGGCGACACAAGUGAACGUCCGGACAACAGAACGCAGCUGAUCGGAAGGACGUCUCAAGAAUCGGUAGCCACAGACGCGGCGAGCCUUGAACACAGAAUGCAAGUCCUGGUCCACAAACUGCGACGAAGCAUGUCAAAGAGGGAGGUCGAUGCUAGUCCACAGGCGUUCGUGACAUCUGACUGGGCAAUGUCGGCUUGGUCGUCUCGAGAAUUAGAAGGUAGCUGGCUGGGGGAUGGAACGACAUCCAGAGCGACUAUCUGA